Molecule: messenger RNA, 834 nt
Organism: Clavispora lusitaniae ATCC 42720
Lineage: Eukaryota; Fungi; Ascomycota; Pichiomycetes; Serinales; Metschnikowiaceae
Source: RefSeq, a predicted model, not a curated record
AUGUUUAGCCACUAUGACAAACCAAGUAUUGGCAAGUUGUGUGAAAAGUCUGGCUUGUUUCAAAGAGCUUUAGAACACUACGAUGACUUGAAAGAUAUCAAGAGGGUCGUUGUGCACACAAACGUUUUGCCAAAUGACUGGUUAGUCUCUUAUUUUGGUCAGUUGAAUGUCCAACAAUCCAUGGCUUGCUUGAACGAAUUGUUGAGCAACAACAUUCAACAAAACUUGCAAGUCGUCAUUCAAGUUGCAACUAAGUACUCCGAUUUGCUCGGUCCAUUGAACUUGAUCAAACUUUUUGAAACAUAUAAGUGCAACGAGGGUAAGUACUACUACUUGUCAUCUAUUGUCAACUUAACUCAAGAUCCUGAUGUGGUGUUCAAGUACAUCGAAGCCGCAGCGAAGAUGAACCAGACUAAAGAAAUUGAGAGAGUUGUCAGAGACAACAACGUUUACAAUGGCGAGAAAGUCAAAAACUUUUUGAAGGAGUUUAAAUUGGAUGACCAAUUGCCAUUGAUUAUUGUUUGUGACAGAUUCAACUUCGUCCAUGAUUUGAUUUUGUACUUGUACAAGAACCAAUACUUCAAGUUUAUCGAAGUUUACGUUCAACAGGUCAACCCAGCAAACACUCCACAAGUAGUUGCAGGAUUGUUAGAUGUUGAUUGUGAUGAGAACAUCAUCAAAGGCUUGUUGAUGUCAGUUCUUGGCCGCGUUCCUUUGAAAGAAUUGGUCCAGGAAGUCGAGAAGAGAAACCGCUUGAAGAUCGUAUUGCCAUUCUUGGAGAAAACUUUGGAGGGUGGUUCGACUGACCAAGAGGUCUACAAUACUUUGGGCUAA